This is a messenger RNA of Cucumis melo (muskmelon), 2531 nucleotides long. RefSeq lists its product as uncharacterized. The transcript is spliced from 5 exons. Bases 1628 to 2287 code for a protein of 219 amino acids. The record is from RefSeq and is a predicted model, not a curated record. NCBI's taxonomy places the organism in Eukaryota, Viridiplantae, Streptophyta, Magnoliopsida, Cucurbitales, Cucurbitaceae.
AGUGGCUAUUCCUUGGUAGAUUCGAGAGACUAUAAACAAUGUCCAGAUUUGGAUGUUGAUUUUUAAUGUUAUCACUACUAAUAUUGCUAGGCACCUACAGUUUUCAAUUUCAUCCCUUGGAUCUAGCUGAAGUAUCUUGUCAUAGUUUGGAUCCUAGUUGAAAUCCUCUUCCUCGUAAUUUUUGGAAGCUUAAUGCAAAUUAGGGAUAAGCAUGAACACCCAAAAACACCAAAACCAACCAAAUCAAACUUCGAAAGUCGGUCUUUAUGCUAGACCGAUUGGGGGUUGGUUUUUCAAAACCAUAGUGAAAAACCGACCAACAUCGACCAAAAUUUAGACUGAAUCGGCCAAACUCACUUUAUUAGUUUAUAAAACAUAGUCCAAACUCAAGGCCAACUCCAAACCCACUUUAUUAGUUUAUAUUAUUUAUUAUAUAAAUAUCUUAUUUUAAAAUAAAAAAUAGAAAUGAAAACAAAUUAAAUUAAUAAAAUAUAUAAAAUUAAAUUAUGGUAAGUAUGGACACCUGAAAAACCGUUCUGAACGAUCGAAACCAACCCAUCCGACAAAUAAAAAUUGAUUUUUUGGAUGGAUUGGUUGGGGGUUGAUUUUUAAAAAUAUUUGAAAAACCGACUGAGAGCUAGAUCGAAUUUUUCGUCGCGUGGGUGGUUUCAUCAAUACCAACCAUCACCAGCAUGAACCUCAACCUCAACCUCACAGGAACACGGGCAACUCUUCCUUCUGCUCGGUCACUUUUCGUCUUUUCAUUUUCCUUUCUCCAUCAUCAAGCAACCCAGACUCACCGUUGCCCGUCAUCUCCAGUCCUUUCCCUCUGUCCAUAGUUGAUUGUCGCCCCGAUCCUUUCCCUCUGCUGCCGUCACGUGGUACCUUCCCUUCUUUGGUAAGUUUUUCCUUUUCAUAUUCUUUUAGCUUUCAAAAUUGAUUCAUACCUUAACCCCAAACUCACAUUCACACUUUGUAUAAAGAAAAACGGUCCAAAAAACUUAACAGGCUGAACCACUCUAUCGGUUUUCUUCAUAUGAUUCGGGAGGUCGAUUUUAUACCGGUCGGGUUUCGACACCAAUUUUUAUUGAAAACCCAUCUGUCCAACAAUGAAUGCUAAAGAAUUUACGAUAUUCUUCUUUGGGUUUUUCAUCCCUUUCUUAGCACAUAUUUUUCAUUGCUUAUAUCUUUUAUCUUAAGAUGUUAUGUAGUUUUUAUUGCUAAUCUUGUCUAAGAACAAAAGAAAAAGAAAUGGUAUUUUAUUAAAUCGAUUGUAAUUGUUUCCGCCGCCGCUGGUCCAAUCCCCGCCACCAGCUUUUUUCUAUUCUCUCUUAAAAUCCCGUGCUACCAAUUCCAUCUCCGGUCUUUCCUCUCUCCGUCGUCGUCGCCUCCACGCUGCCACCGCCGCAUCUCUUUCUCCUCUGCUUAUCUCACUAUCCCACUCUGUUGCAACCUCACGCCGCCACUCCAACACCGUUUUCCCUUUCUGUUCCGGUGCCCCUCUUCUCCACCAUUCUUAAUCUAUCCUACUCGUCGUCCGCCCCAUUUCUUAGUGAUCGGUAUCGGCACGAACGGCUGACACCACGACCUGGUUUUCUUCCAACACGUUCAUCCCUUUCCUCUCUCGAUGGAGGGUACCAUUGCUGAAGAACUUUAUUCCGAGAGUUUGCAGUCGACAAAGUCAAAAUUGGGUGAUAUUUCGUUAUCUGAUUACAAAAAAGAUCGGCCAUCAGGUUCUGGUGUGGAUGACUCGUGCAAAGAUGAUGGAUCUUUAUGGGGUGGCUCUGAUGAAGGCUUGGAGGAAACCGCUGAUUUGGACAGGGAGUGGCAGAGAAGACAUGACCAAUUUCAUACGAUUGGAUACCGUGAUGGUUUAAUUGCUGGGAAAGAAGCUGCAGCUCAAGAGGGAUUUAAUAUUGGCUUCAAGCAGUCAGUCUCUGUUGGAUAUAAGUUGGGUCUUGUCAGAGGUGUUAGCAGUGUGCUUGCUUCUCUUCCUGAUGACUUGAAAGAGAAGCUAGCAGGAACUCCAGAGAACCAAAGUAAAUUUCAAAGCUUGUAUGAAUCUGUGAACUCCCUUUCGACAGUAGAUGCGCUGAGGUUAUUCAAUGGGGAUAUUACGACACAACACACGAAAGAAGAGUUUGUCAGUGCAAAUACAAAUUCGCAAACCUUGGAUUUGUUGAAGAAAAAUCCAGAUUACGGUCGUCUAGGAAAGUUCUAUGAAGAGCUUGCAGCACAUUUACCACAAUCGCCUGCUCUGAAUGUUCAUUUACAUGAAGAACGUUAGAUUUUGCUGUAACUUAUAGCAUCAAUGCGACUUUUGUAGGCAGACAUUUCUUUGUGGAAAUUUGGGCAUUGACCAUGUUUGUGCUUGUUACAGCUAUGUAAAUAUUUACAAUUGGGGAUUGACAUAUUUUCUUUAAAUUUGUUAUGUAUUUGUUUAGCUAACAACAUGAAUAUGAGAUAUCUGAUGGGAAUGGUGUGAUUAUUAGAAUAUUUCUUUAUCAAAGAGGUUUUUCCAUGGCUGUGAA